This is a messenger RNA of Microsporum canis CBS 113480, 405 nucleotides long. RefSeq lists its product as uncharacterized. The transcript has 3 exons. Lineage: Eukaryota; Fungi; Ascomycota; Eurotiomycetes; Onygenales; Arthrodermataceae. Bases 1 to 405 code for a protein of 134 amino acids. The record is from RefSeq and is a predicted model, not a curated record.
AUGCCGGGUCUCUCCAACUUUUAUUUCUUCAUUUCGCGAUCAACUUUUCAUCUCUAUAUUAACAAUCUGUGGGAUUAUCCUGAAUUCGACACAGUUUCUCACCUCAACACUCUCCUUUACAGGCUCCUUAUUCUUUCAGAUACCGAUGCUUCGGAUUAUACCCCUUCAUCACAGUAUGCUGAUGCUGAAGAAUCUAACCUAGACGAACCACAAGACGACUCCUUAAAAGAUACAAAUGCUCCACUAAAGCUUGUUAUCGCUUGUUACCAACCUGUCAAGGCCAGAACGACCGGGGAAUCAAAUCUUGAAAACCUGAAAACUUCCCAGAGACAGGGGGUUUAUUCUGUCAGCUAUUGUGCCAAAUCGAGCACAGUCGACAAUAACCACUCCUUACAUCUACUCUGA